UUAUGUCACAUGUUUUAUAUUGAGAUUAAUAACAAUUUUAACAUUUCAAGUCACAUCGAAUCAAUCGACUGCUCAUGAUGAGCAUAAUCAAGAAGUUAUAUCGAUUCAUUCGACUGCUCAUGAUGAGCAUAAUCAAGAAGUUAUAUCGAUUCAUUCGACUGCUCAUGAUGAGUGUAAUCAAGAAGUUAUAUCGAAUCAAUCGACUGCUUAUAAUGAACGUAAUGAGUGUAAUGAACGUAAUGAACGUAAUAAAAUUAAUGAAUGUAAUGAAUAUAAUGGAUGUAAUGGAUGUGAUAGAUGCAAUGGAUGUGAUAGAUGUAAUGGAUGUAAUGGAUGUGAUGGAG
This is a messenger RNA of Racocetra fulgida, 344 nucleotides long. Lineage: Eukaryota; Fungi; Glomeromycota; Glomeromycetes; Diversisporales; Gigasporaceae. The record is from the annotation of a GenBank genome assembly.